This is a messenger RNA of Emiliania huxleyi CCMP1516, 314 nucleotides long. RefSeq lists its product as hypothetical. Lineage: Eukaryota; Haptophyta; Isochrysidales; Noelaerhabdaceae. The transcript has a single exon. The annotation marks the transcript as partial. The record is from RefSeq and is a predicted model, not a curated record.
GGGCCGAGGGAGGCCUCCAGUCAGGCUUCUGGUCUUCGCCGGUUCGAGACGAUCCCGUCAGACGAAGCCGCCUGGCCAAAGAGCCUAGCGGACGCGGUGGCGACUUCGGAGGUGCUCUCUGCGCGCCGGCCUCCUCGGCCCCUUGCGACUUGGAUCACGACGCUCGAUGCCGUGCCGCCGGACCAGCGUUCUGCCGCCUCGCCUGCGCGUGCGCCGGCGCCGCCCCCUGCCCCAGCGCCUACAGUUUUGCGCACUGGCGCGGACACGGUGGGGAACGGUCAGGGUUUGCGCAGCAUCCUCCCUGGCUGGGGAAA